Messenger RNA from Echinops telfairi (small Madagascar hedgehog), 1349 nucleotides. It is a transcript of the gene TSEN34, whose product is annotated as tRNA splicing endonuclease subunit 34. Lineage: Eukaryota; Metazoa; Chordata; Mammalia; Afrosoricida; Tenrecidae. Gene Ontology annotation, molecular function: nucleic acid binding; tRNA-intron lyase activity. Bases 141 to 1058 code for a protein of 305 amino acids. Gene Ontology annotation, biological process: tRNA splicing, via endonucleolytic cleavage and ligation; tRNA-type intron splice site recognition and cleavage. The transcript has 5 exons. The record is from RefSeq and is a predicted model, not a curated record. Gene Ontology annotation, cellular component: tRNA-intron endonuclease complex.
AAGGUCGGGGGUGGAGAAAGCAGUGGGUGGCACGCUACGUAGAGUGGUCCCGCCUGAGCUGCGUGUAGGUGUUUAGAAGGUGGCAGGCUGAGGCAUUCUGAAGGGAAGCAACGCGCAUUGAGCUCUCUCAAGUCGGGAGGAUGCUGGUGGUGGAGGUGGCGAAUGGCCGUUCCCUGGUGUGGGGGGCCGAGGCGGUGCAGGCGCUGCGGGAGCGCCUGGGCGUGGGGGGUCGCGCGGUGGGUGCCCUGCCCCGUGGACCCCGCCAGAACUCGCGCCUGGGCCUCCCGCUGCUGCUGAUGCCUGAGGAGGCGCGGCUGCUGGCCGAGAUCGGCGCCGUAACCCUGGUCAGCGUGCCGCACCCGGAUCCCCGCAACCACAGCCUGGCGCUGGCUUCCUUCAAGCAGCAGCAGGAGCAAGAUCUCCGGGAUCAGAGUGCCUUGGCAGCGGAGGCCCGGGAGGCCCGCCGUCGGGAGCUCCUGGAGAAGAUCACAGAAGGCCAGGCGGCCAAGAAGCAGAAGCUAGAACAGGAUCCAGCAGCCCUGGGGAGCCCCACUGCAGGGGAGAGUGAAGCCAGGGCCAGCCAACCAGCCAGGGAGGAGGAGACGGCAGCAGGCCCCUCGUCUUCCCAACCAGGGCCUUCAGACGGGCCCACCUCCCUGCCCAGGUCAGCUCUGCUCGUCCAGUUGGCCACGGCCAGGCCUCGACCUGCCAAGGCUCGUCCCCUGGACUGGCGCAUCCAAUCCAAAGACUGGCCCCACGCGGGCCGCCCUGCCCACGAGCUGCGCUACAGCGUCUACAGAGACCUGUGGGAGCGAGGCUUCUUCCUCAGCGCUGCCGGCAAGUUUGGGGGCGACUUCCUGGUCUAUCCUGGUGAUCCGCUCCGUUUCCACGCCCACUACAUCGCGCAGUGCUGGGCGGCUGGGGACUCCAUCCCACUCCAGGACCUGGUCUCAGCCGGCCGCCUCGGAACCAGUGUCAGAAAGACCCUGCUGCUGUGUUCCCCGCAGCCGGACGGGAAGGUGGUGUACACCUCCCUGCAGUGGGCCAGCCUGCAGUGAGCCGAGGGCCAAUGACAGGCGGCUCUGCCUGCAGCAAGAGGUAGCCGGGACGUCGCCAAGCGUGGCCAGCUAGAGCACCCUCCUACCUCGCUCCCCGGUUAGAUUUGGGACUCCAGUUCUUUAAGCACUACACCCGAUAGCCCUCCCUGUCCCAGAGCACUUGCUGGCAGCAUCCUUUUUGUAGUGACCUUUUUCCAGCAGUUGGUCUCGUCCGCUGGCCGCUCCUUGCGCUCCAGGACUCUCUCCACAGGGCCCAGCUCCCGGGAAGUCUCAAUAAACUUACUGCAUACA